CCAAUGCACUCCAUCGUGAAUUAUAAAUGAUGGAAUGCAAACGCAUAAUCUUUUAACAACAACGGUCAGCGAGGAAGGAUGUGGAACUGUCAAAAUGCCGAAACCCGGGAUCGAACCAGGGACCUUUAGAUCUUCAGUCUAACGCUCUCCCAACUGAGCUAUUUCGGCGGUGAAAGGGUCCUAUCCGUGUUUACUCAUUUGUACAAAGUACGGACCUGAGUAUGGACGUCAUUUCACGCCGAAAUCGGCGCAAAGGCUGACGGGUAGAAAGGUCAAGAAUCGGUCGGUGGUGGUCGACGCCAGCCUUUAAAAUGACGGCUAACACUAAGUCUUCCCCCCACCCUCCCACCCCCCUUUCGGAUACAACAAACGCUGCAGAAAUGAACGACGACGAUUCUGUAGUAUAUGUUGGCUACAAUACCGUGAGGAAUGCGAGUAUGUCUUGUUUUAUCUGAAGAGGCUAGCGAGCGUUAGCUAUGUAGCUCGCUAGCGGCUGCGUGUUAUUGUUUUGUGGUGGUGGUCGUCGCCUGUCCCAGUGGGUCCACAAGCCUUUAUGGAGCCCUAAGCGGAAUUGAUUUGGGGCCUCCUCGCACAAUGAUGAUCCGUUUAAUGUGCAGCUGUCACUCAGCUCGAUUAACUGUGUUUUUUAGACUGUUAUAUGCAGAUUGGCACCAUCCGACUAAGUGUGCAGAGGAUAAAUCGAUGCAACAUCAAGAUCAGGACAAAAUACAGUGUGUGAAACGUACAACAAAGUGACCUUGUUGCGAUUGCUAAGGAAGCUAAUCUGAUAUUCAAGACCGGAGCUCUGUUUCUUCUUUCUGUAACCUUGUUAUUUUUUUCGUGGACAUUGUCUUGAUGUUUCUCAGCUUUGUGUUCUAAAGCUCUUUCUGUAACUUGUUUAAAAAACAAAAAACAAAAGAAAUCCUCAUGCUUUUCGGGGGCCGGUUGGUCUGCUCGUCCCUGGAAAAAUGGAUGACAAGUCCAGCAGCCACCACAGACUCCUGGUGGUCCUGCUCAUGGUGUUGAUCUUCGGCGUCAUCAUGAUCCAGUACGUGUGUCCGAGCAGGACCGAGUGCCAGAUGCUCCACCAGCUGGGGUCCUGGCUCCACAUGGCCGGUGCUGUGGGUUCUCAGAACGGCGGUGACAUCCAAGAGAAACGGGAUCCGUAUAUUGCAGAAGAUGGUGCCUUGGUGCGCUUUAUCCCGCGUUUCAACUUCACCAAGGCAGACCUGAACCGCGCUGUGGAUUUUAACAUAAAGGGAGACGACGUCAUAGUAUUCCUGCAUAUCCAGAAGACGGGCGGCACCACGUUUGGCCGACACCUGGUACGGAAUAUCCAGCUGGAGAGGCCGUGCGAGUGCCACGCCGGCCAGAAGAAGUGCACCUGCUAUCGGCCGGGGAAGAAGGAGACGUGGCUCUUCUCCCGGUUCUCCACCGGCUGGAGUUGCGGCCUCCACGCCGAUUGGACAGAGCUGACCCGCUGUGUCCCAUCACGUAUGGACUCCCAGGAGGUGCCCAAGACCAUGCAGAGUAGGAAUUAUUACUACAUUACCAUCCUGAGAGACCCCGUGUCCCGCUACCUGAGUGAAUGGCGUCACGUCCAGCGCGGUGCCACCUGGAAGGCCUCCCUGCACGUGUGCGACGGGCGCUCGCCGACGUCGUCCGAGCUGCCCAGCUGCUACCUGGGCGACGACUGGUCGGGCUGCUCCCUGCAGGAAUUCACCGACUGCCCUUACAAUCUAGCCAACAACCGGCAGACGCGCAUGCUGGCCGACCUCAGCCUGGUGGGCUGCUACAACGUCUCGGCCAUGAGCGUGGAUGAGCGCUGGGCCGUGCUCCUGGAGAGCGCUAAGCGGAACCUGCGUGGCAUGGCCUUCUUCGGCUUGACGGAAUACCAACGCAAGACUCAGUACCUGUUCGAACGCACCUUCAGCUUGGCCUUCAUUGCGCCCUUCACGCAGCUCAAUGGCACGCGGGCCUCUGGCGUGGACGUCCCCGCCGAGACGCAGCGCCGAAUCCGUCAGCUCAACCGCUGGGACGUGGAACUCUACGAAUAUGCUCGAGAUCUCUUCCUGCAGCGUUUCCAGUUCGCACGCCAGCGGGAGCGCAGGGAGGCCAGGGAGAGGCGGCAGCAGGAAAGGAGGCGGCUACGCGGCAGGCUUACCAGGCUUACUACAAAGCAAGGACGCCAGCAAAAGCCCACUCAAGCCCCCCCUGUGAUCGAAAAUCACUUGCUUGUAACUCAGUCCCAAGAAAAAGUUGAGGAAGAUGAGAGUGUGGAUUUUGAUGGGCUGCUCCCAGACUGGUGGGAAAUGGAUGAGAUCGGCACCAUGAAGGACUACAUGGACAAUGUGGAGCAGUGGAAAUGAACUUUUUUUUUUUUUUUUUUUUUUUCAAACUAGAAUGAAUAACGCCUUACUCAGUGGAGCAGAUAUGAUCUGAGCCAGAAGAAAUGACCUUGAAGCAACUGCACGAAUAACCUUUACAGAAUAUUUCUGUUAUUUAUAUCAACUGUGCUUAAAAGACCCGAGUAUGAUCUUCACUUACUGGAAUUUGUUUACACUACCACACAGUCCAGUUUUUUGUUUUAAAUGGAUUUUUUAAUGUUUAUUAUUAUUAUUAUUAUUUUUUAUCAAAUUGAUGUCCAAGAACCACAGUAUGCAAAUUACUGAUGCGUAAUCAUGGGAAUCCAUGUCUGUCUGUUUUCAUAUGAUGUUUCAUUCAGUUGCUUUUAUUUGUCUUAGUCUUAAAUAACCACAGAGAGGGUAUACUAAUAAUACACCCUUAACUUUAAAUCAGUCAACUCCAGGACAAUCCUGUACAAGUUCAGUAACUUUGUGAAAAAAAGUACUGUAUUGCUUAGGUGGUGAAAAGAAGAACAUAGUCUUCUUUUACGUGCAGUAUUUAAUGUUUAUAUUGAUUGACAUUGCUUGGGUUUGUUCAUUCCAAUAUGGUCCAGUCAUUUUGCCUUUCAGUUUUAUUUUUCUUUGAACAACACACUACCUUUUCUUAAAAGACACAGUUUGAGAAUAGCAAUGUUUUUCAAAUUGGCUUAAGUUGUCAUACAUUUUAAACUAGCUUUCAUAACAAAGAAAUAGAAGAUACCUCAGCGUGUAGCGUAACUGAUAUUUGUUGUAAAAGCUGUGACUGUUUCAAUGUACUGUAUCUUGUCUUUUUUUGUUGUUGUAAAUAUACAAAAACUAUUUUACAUGCA
Messenger RNA from Phyllopteryx taeniolatus (common seadragon), 3214 nucleotides. It is a transcript of the gene hs6st2, whose product is annotated as heparan sulfate 6-O-sulfotransferase 2. Gene Ontology annotation, molecular function: heparan sulfate 6-sulfotransferase activity. The record is from RefSeq and is a predicted model, not a curated record. Bases 969 to 2369 code for a protein of 466 amino acids. Gene Ontology annotation, cellular component: membrane. The transcript has 2 exons. NCBI's taxonomy places the organism in Eukaryota, Metazoa, Chordata, Actinopteri, Syngnathiformes, Syngnathidae.